Elgaria multicarinata webbii is the source of this 2378-nucleotide messenger RNA. RefSeq names its product sterol O-acyltransferase 2 (gene SOAT2). Bases 298 to 1893 code for a protein of 531 amino acids. The record is from RefSeq and is a predicted model, not a curated record. The transcript is spliced from 15 exons. Gene Ontology annotation, biological process: cholesterol metabolic process; cholesterol efflux. Lineage: Eukaryota; Metazoa; Chordata; Lepidosauria; Squamata; Anguidae. Gene Ontology annotation, molecular function: cholesterol O-acyltransferase activity; cholesterol binding; fatty-acyl-CoA binding. Gene Ontology annotation, cellular component: endoplasmic reticulum membrane.
ACUUCGGAGUGUCCAGAACCGAAGUCUCUUGGUGCGCCAAAGGGGGGUGGGAGUGGAAGUGUCAGGAAGAGACGGCGAAGGCAGCCGCGGGGAAAAGGAGAAGAGAGAAGAGAAGACGGGAAAGGCAACGAGGGCGGGCGGGGGGGGUGAGGCAGCGACUUUACGUGAGCUAGCCAGGCAGGAUCUACACAAGGAGUUUCGAGGCGCCCUGCAGGCGCAUGCAAGCACCUUCAGGACACCUUCACUACGCUUCGUAGAUCCUGCCCCAUUGAUUGCAGCUUUCAAUUCAAUCCCCACAUGGAGCCGAGGGAGGUGAGCACUAAAAGCAUGAGGAAAAGGAGAUCCUGGGAGCAGACCAAAGAGGAAGAGGAGCCACAGCAAGUACCCAGUGGGGAGGACAAAUGCCUGGACAUCAUCACUGCCCACAUCGAAUGGAAGAGGCACAUGGAGGUGACAAAGUCGGAGGUGCUGGCGCAGGUGCACGCACAACUCAACAAGCUCCUGGACAAGGCUUUGGAAGAAGCAGCGCACACCUUCCCCCAGCGUUUGAAGAAGGGCCCAGGAAAAAAGCAGAGCAGAGAGAAGGAGAAGGUACUGGAGAAGCAGAAAGUCUUUGUUGACCAACAGUCAUUGCUUGAUGAGCUGCUGGAAGUAGAACACUUCCGCACCAUCUACCACAUGUUUGUGGCCAUGUUCUGUGUCUUUGCUCUCAGCACAGUUGUUGUGGAUUUCAUUGAUGAAAGACGCCCUGUCCUGAACUUCAAUCUCUUCAUCUUUGCUUUUGGACAGCUGCCCACGGCCCUCACAGCCUGGCUUUGCAUGUUCCUCUAUACCUUGCUGGUGCCCUACAAGGCCCUGCAGCUGUGGGCCACCUCCUUGAAGACCGUCAGGUUCCCCAAGCUCUUCACCGUCGCCAUGGCUGCGGUGCUGCUGGCCUGCCAUGCUGCUGGUUUGGGCUUCUGUCCCAUCUAUACUGCUGUCUCCUACCGUUUGGGGCCUGCCUCCCGCUUCAUCGUCAUUCUUGAGCAGAUCCGGUUCCUGAUGAAAAGCCACUCCUUCUUGCGGGAAUCUGUGCCUCCCAUCCUCCAGUCCACGUCACAAGACGGGAAAGUACACCCACCUGAAUUCUCAACUUACCUGUAUUUUCUCUUUUGCCCUACUUUGAUCUACAGGGAGAACUACCCAAGGACACCAUAUGUGCGUUGGACGUAUGUCAUCCAGAACUUUGCUAAGUUCCUUGGCUGCGUGUUUUAUUUGCACCUCAUCAUGGUGCACCACUGCGUCCCCGUCUUCACCAACUUGAGCAAACAGCCCUUCACCGUCAAGACCCUGGUGCUCUCCAUCUUCAAUGCAACGUUACCAGGGAUGGUUUUGCUGCUGGCGUGCUUCUUUGGUUUACUGCACUGCUGGCAAAAUGCCUUUGCGGAGAUGCUGCGCUUUGCAGACCGAACCUUCUACAAGGACUGGUGGAAUUCCACUUCAUUCUCGACAUACUAUCGAAAGUGGAAUGUGACUGUACAUGACUGGCUCUACUGCUAUAUCUAUCAGGACUUCCUGUGGCUGCUUAGAGGGAAAGGCCGGGCUGUGGCGAUGCUCUCUGUCUUCAUUGUGUCGGCUGCUGUCCAUGAAUACAGCUUCACCUUGUGCUUUGGCUUCUUCUACCCCGUCAUGUUCACUCUCUUUGCUAUCUUUGGAGUGAUCUUUAACUUCAUCCUCAACGAUAAGAGAACGAGCCCCGUCUGGAACGUCCUCAUGUGGAUCUUCCUCUUUGUGGGCCAAGGAAUCCAGGUCUGCUUGUACUGCCAGGAGUGGUACGCCCAAAUCGAUUGCCCACUCAAGGAGAGGACCUUCUGGGGAAUAGUGACCCCACGUUCCUGGUCGUGCCGAACCUAGGCCACUACCUCCACACCAACAAUCUUUUGGAAAGUAACCUCAACUUGCAGCUUGUUAUAGUUUCUGGCUUUCAAGUGUCAUGGACAAAGGCUAAGAAACGUAGUACCUGACAAUGUGCCUGCCAGAAGGCAGAUCUAAGAAUCUCCAUGCUGCGUCAGACCCAUGGUUCCUCUCAGUGCUCGAAUUAUAUAUGGGGAAGGUGUGUGUGUGUGUCCAUGUCUUAAUGAGAAUUCACAAACCCCAUCCCCUGGAUCUUUUCAACUCAUUGAGAGCCAGUGUGUGGUGUAGUGGUUAGAGUAGGGUGACCAUAUUUUGGAAAUCAAAAAGGAGGACAAUAGGGUGCCCCCCCCAGGGGAGGCAUGUCCAGCCCACUUGAACAUAGCCUCAGUCACAUGUCUGAUUUUAUAGCACACAAUUAAGACAAACUUGUUCUACACAAUAUCUUAAUGUUAAAAUCACUGAAAUAAAGAACAACUGAGACAUUC